Metopolophium dirhodum (rose-grain aphid) is the source of this 471-nucleotide messenger RNA. RefSeq names its product jerky protein homolog. The record is from RefSeq and is a predicted model, not a curated record. Lineage: Eukaryota; Metazoa; Arthropoda; Insecta; Hemiptera; Aphididae. The transcript has 3 exons. Bases 43 to 390 code for a protein of 115 amino acids.
AGUUGUGUGCAGCACAUUGUGUGAACACGUACCUGCGUUAAAAUGAAUAAUAAUAAAAGAAAAAGAUUGAACUUAGAAGAAAAAUUAAAUAUUAUUAAAACCAAGGAAACAGAAAAUCUAAGUGUUCGUGUUUUAGCCGAACGAUUUUGCAUAAGCAAGUCACAGGUGAAUAACAUUUUACAAGAUGGGUGUAAUUUGAAAAAAUAUUACGCUGAGAACGGCAAUGAAGAUAUGAGGAGAAAAUUUUCGAAGACAUCGGAUGGAGCACUUGUAGAUAAAGUUACAUUUGAAUGGUUCUGUAGAGCCCGUUCAUAUAAUUUACCUGUUUCUGGACCAUUGCUCCAAGAGAAAGCACGAGAAGUUGCAAAUGAGAUGCAAUUUUUUGGAUAAAAUCCGCAUUAAAAAAUAUAAAACCAGAGACAGUCAAAAAUUGUUUUAAAAAGUCGGGAUUUUUUUCGAUCGAUACAGCAG